This is a messenger RNA of Closterium sp. Naga37s-1, 1692 nucleotides long. Lineage: Eukaryota; Viridiplantae; Streptophyta; Zygnematophyceae; Desmidiales; Closteriaceae. The record is from the annotation of a GenBank genome assembly.
AUGGCUCUCUGCGUCUCUUGUCCCUCCGCAAACAUUUUCCGCCCAUGCGCCCGCCCGCAAGCGCAUGCAUCCGCCGCCGGCGCAUCCCGCUUGCGCUCCCCCUUCCGCGCGCCGCCAACUGCCGCGCUCUCCGCCUCUUCCGCCUUCCUGACGCGCGUUCCGCUGCGCAGCGGCAGGUUGACACGUGUCGACCCCACGUCCAUCUACGUGUCCAAGCGCGCGGUAGCUCCGCGCGCCACCGCGGAGGGAUCCGGGGGGAAACCGCCGGGAGCGGGCGACGGCGAGACUUUCCUCGGAGUGUACGGGCCGUGGAAAAUAGAAGACUCGGAUCGCACUGAGGUAGCUAACCACCUCUGCCUCCUUCCCCCCAUCUCCCCACGUCUUCCCCCCAUCUGCCCCCCACCUCCCCCCACUUCUCCCCGCUUCUCCCUACUUCUCCCGCAACCUACUUUCCCAAUGUCUGGCUCGCCUCCCCUUCCCCUUCCUGCUCACCAUCCCCUCCCUCUCCCUUUGCCCCUCCCCUUCCCCUCCCGUCUCUCCGCCAACCCCCAGUCCCCUCGAUUUUUUCCUGUACCGAGCAGGACUCCUCACAGCGUCGCUCCCACUCCUUCCUCCUCCGCCUCCCUUCCCCCCAACUCCCCCCGCCUCCCCCACGCCCUCUUCACUUCUCCCCCAACCUACUCUCCACGUGACUGCCUUCCUUUCCCUUCCCCCAUCCCUUCCCCCAUCCCUUCCCCCAUCCCUUCCGCCACCCCUUGCCCUUUCCCUUCCCCCACGCCUUCCCUGACCCUUUACCCCCAUUCUUCCCCCCGCCACCUACCCGCCCGCCCACCCCCCCCUUCAGGUGUUCCUAUACCGAGCAGGGCUCGUCACAGCAUCCCUCCCCUUCCUCCUAGUCUUCCGCCUCCCCCCCCCCCGCGCCCUCUUCACUUCUCCCUCAACCUGGUGCUCCUAUACCGAGCGGGCCUCGUCACAGCGUCCCUCUCCUUCCUCCUAGCAGCCUCCUCUGCCUUCCUCCCCCCGGACUCCCCCCUCCUCCCCCUCGCCCUCUUCACUUCUUCCCAAUCCUGCUGCCUCGUCACAGCAUCUCUCUCCUUCCUCCUAGCAGCCUCCUCCGCCUUCCUCCCCCCGGACUCCCCACUCCUCCCCCUCGCCCUCCCCACCCUUGACCCACUAUUCGCGCUCGGCGCCGCAGGCCUAGGGACGUCCUUAUUCCUUAUCCACAUCUAUGUGACACAGAUUAAGAGGGCGCUGCAGCUGCUGUGGCUGGUGGGGGUGGUGGGGGCGGUGGCGCUGGCGGGGGGGUUUGCGGGGAGGGAGGGUGUGGGGGUGGUGGAGUAUGUGGUGGGGCAUGGUGGAGGGGUGUGGGCUGUGGGGCCGCUGUUUGCUGCUCUCACUGGCCUGGUGUUCAAGGAAGGGCUGUGCUACGGCAAGCUAGAGGCGGCGCUGCUUGUGUUUGUCAUCCCCACUCUACUGCUGGGCCACCUAAGCGGGCUGAUGGACGUGACAGUGGAGAAGGGUCUCCUUGCCGUGUGGAUGGCACUCUUUGCUGUCUUCGCUGCUCGCAAGUUCACCCAACCCGUCAAGGAUGACAUUGGAGACAAGAGUGUAUUCAUCUUUCAGGCCUUACCUGAGCAGCAGCAACAGGAGCUACUUGCACGCCUCAACAUGCAGAACCGGGACUCAGAGUGA